Molecule: messenger RNA, 3759 nt
Organism: Acromyrmex echinatior (Panamanian leafcutter ant)
Lineage: Eukaryota; Metazoa; Arthropoda; Insecta; Hymenoptera; Formicidae
Gene: LPCAT
Product: lysophosphatidylcholine acyltransferase
Cellular component (GO): endoplasmic reticulum
Molecular function (GO): lysophosphatidic acid acyltransferase activity
Source: RefSeq, a predicted model, not a curated record
AAAAAAAAAUGAAAUUUCUAAAACUUAGAAAAUGAAAAAACAGAUGGAGCGACAGCUGAGGAAUUCAAAUUGUUUAUCAAGACGUUCGAGGAGGGUCCAGCCCGGCCAGCCGGGCGUCCAAUCACGUUUCCAACGAACGAAUGUGAAAGGAAGACGGGUGCCGUUCAUUUUUCAAGGUAUGAGGUAUCUUUGCACAGAUCUGGCAGUAUCAUCGGGCAAGCGCUAACCGGGUCGACUGCAUCGCACAUCGCACGGCGUCGACGGCGGCGCUCACUCGCUACGUUACGCUCGCCUGCCGUCUGCCGCGUAAUCGGCGGGAGGAGAGGCGCCGAGCUCGAGGUGGCGCGUGUCCGGGUAGUGCAGUCUACCGUUGACCGUUAACCCUCUCGGACGCGGAAGGGUGCGUACGGUACAGUGCUUCGCGAUUUUAUUCCUCUCGUCAUUCGAUCACAUUCGAUCGUGUUACUUCUCUUGCCAGCUCUCUUCUCAUCCAAGGAGGAAAGUCCAUUGAGGGACAUUAUCAGUGCGUUAUCCAUCCAUCUCCGGGGGAGUCUCGGAGGUUUAUCUUCCGUUUUUCCACGAUGAACGGAAACGCGAGGAACGAGCGGCCAACCGCAGACGACAUCGAUGCCGCUUCCCUCAGCGCCGACAUUCUCAACCCCUUCGUGCAUCGACUCGAGCUCGGCUCGACCUACGAGAAGCUCAAGACAAUAUUCUUAACGAUCGCCCUUUUGCCGGUCAGGCUAGCUGCAAUCACGACUUUGAUGAUCCUAGCGUGGCUAUUGGCCUGCCUUGGACUGCAUGGAUUGUCCGAGGAGGAUCUUCGGCGAGCUCCUCUCAAAGGAUGGAGGCGAAAAUUAGUACCAUGGAUAUGUUUCGUGGGCCGACUCACUUACCAGGCCGGCGGAAUGAAAAUCGUAGUCCGAGGGAAACAGGCUUCCAGAACGGAAGCUCCGAUUCUGGUCCUCGCGCCGCACUCGACCUUUAUUGACGGCGGCAUCGUUUACGUCACCGGAUUUCCUUCAAUCAUCGUCAGGCGAGAAUCGGGAUUGAAUCCGUUUAUAGGAAAACUUAUCAACUAUACACAGCCGGUCUACGUGUGGAGGGAAGAUCCAAAUUCCCGACAGAAUACUAUCAAGGAGAUCAUUGAGAGAACUACUUCCAAGGAGGAUUGGCCACAAGUUAUGAUAUUUCCCGAAGGGACUUGUACAAACCGGUCAUGCUUGAUUACAUUCAAAUCGGGUGCCUUUUAUCCCGGUGUACCGGUGCAACCAGUGUGCAUCAGAUAUCCUAACAAAUUGGACACGGUAACGUGGACGUGGGAAGGUCCUGGCGCAUUGAAAUUACUAUGGUUGACGUUAACACAAUUAAAUAGCAGCUGCGAGAUUGAGUUUCUUCCUGUAUAUAAUCCAAGCGAGGCAGAGAAACUAGAUCCUAAACUAUAUGCAAACAAUGUACGACGUCUUAUGGCAGAGGCGUUGAAAAUUCCCGUUUCGGAUUACACGUACGAUGAUUGCCGGAUUAUUAGAAAGGCUCAUCAGCUACAUCUUCCGCAUGCGUCAAAUAUCAUAAAGAGCCAUAAACUUCGGUAUAAAUUAGGUUUAGUGGCAUCAAAAACUGAAGAAGAACUCGUCCAGAAGAAGACCUAUAAUUUUGGUGACGUAAAUUUACAAGAAUUUGCGCAGAUCCUUAGAUUGGAUGACAAGGAUCCAACUACUCAACAACUGUUUCGCAUUCAUGAUAAGUUCGGAAAAGGAAAGAUCGAUCUUGAAGAAUAUAUUUUCACCGUGUUAGCGAUGGCAAACGCGUCUUCGGAACGAGACAAGGUCGAGAUUGCAUUUGACAUAUGCGGCUCGAAAACAGCAACAUGUUUGACCCAAUCGGAACUCAGGAAAGCCUUGAGGUUAUCGAUACGUAUGCAGUCUGAGGAAUCCGACAGAAUCUUUCAACAUGCCAGAAGUAACGAGGAUGCUUACACAGUGAGCUUUGACGAUGUUCUGACACAACUGUCGAACCGAACGGAAUACGCACAUUUAUUCGCCGCAAAUAACGAAAACUCGAAGAAGACCAUUUGAAAGUGUCUUUUAGAGCCUGAUAGUUCUUCUAGGGAACAUCGAGGCAAACCUUUCCUUAGUCCCAUCUGCUCCACUUCUGUAUGAGAAACGUAUCCAAGGUGCUUCAAGGAUUAUAAAACAAAACUAUUUUGUCGUCUACGGAAGCUGCAGUUGCAUGUAAGCGGCAAUUUAGACAGCUAGCCCGUGUUUUUCCUAUAAUCUCAUAAAUUAGAAAAAGUUGAGAAUUUAGCGGCUUAGAAUUUUAGGAAACUAAAAUUCUAAGAUUUGAGGAUUCUAAAUGAUCUUAGAUUUGAUAAUCCGUGAGUAAUUUAGUUACAAAGGUCCUAGAAUCUCAGCGGAUAUGAAAAUCCAAAGAUACGCGACUUAUGCUAGAUUCCGAGAAUUUAAAGACUCGAGGAUUCCACGAUCUAGAAGUCGAAAACUAUAGAUACCGAGACUUGAAGAUUGAAAGAUCCUGUGAUCAAAAGUUUGGAAAAUGGAAAGCCUAAGGAUCUGAAGAAACAAUAACCAUCUUAGUAAUUGUACAUUUGAAGAUAAAUUAGAAUAUAGAGGUUCGAGGAUCCUGUAAGGCUUAUUUCCAAUUGAAGAUCUACGAGUGUCAAAUUACGGAAAAGGAAAUCGAUGCUUGCACUUUUUGAUGUACAGUACACAUUAUAUAGCAUACAGUUAAGUAAUCCAAUCAUUAAGCUUCUUAUUAAUUCAAAUGAAGUAUCCAUGACUUGGGGCUUGGACGCGCAUUUAGAGAAAAAUGAGGACAGGUAACGACACAAUUUAUUUUUUUUUUACCUAAUGGUCCGACACCGCGAUAUUCGGUGCACAUGUACAGACAUGCGAUUAUGCACAAGAAUAUACAUAUGCGCUAAAUUGUGUACAUACUUGUUGCACACUAUGAACCAGCAUGUAUGUAAACAUAUACACACACACACAUGUGUAAGAGUAAACGAAUCGAUCGUGUAUACCCUCUACGUAUGCGCGCGCAAGUGCGUUCAUGUGUGUAUGUGUGUACGUAUAUAUGUAUAUAGAAAGAAAAUACGUGUAUGUGUGCAUAGUCAAAGCGAUUAGCCACUUUGUAAUAUCAGUGUAUGAACGAAAUGGCCAAAGUUUAACAGCGCGCAUUAGCGGUCAUUCUGAGUUAAAAACAGAUAUGUUGAGUUAUAGAACAUUUUACUACGACAUAUAUUGAAAUAACAGUAUUUAUUGAACUGAAAUUUUUGCUUUCAGUGCAUUGAAUUACUAUACUUAUCUUUUAGCCAAAGAAACCACUUAGAUUUCAUUAAAUGGUUGGAUAUUAUAUAAAUGUGAUUAUAACAAUAAUAUAUUCAAAGUAAUGUUAAGUUUAUUAAUAUCUUUGUAACUAUUAAAAAAGUCUGUUAGGGACAUUGUGACAUGCCUAUUAGACUGACAAUAGGUAAUACAAGUUUUUAGCACAAACUAAAAACUACGUAGACGAAACUCAAUAACUUAUACAGCGAUGUAAAAAAUAAAUGCAGCGGUGGCGGGUAAAGGAUUUGCAAAUCUAAUAUAAAGAUGUAAAAUUUUUAAACGUAUGAAUAAGAAAUUUAGAGAUAUAAAUUGUUUAGGUUCACAGUUUCCAUGAUACUUGGCAAACGUGUAAAAGAUUCGUUUUCGUUGUUCCCUUUUCCAUCCAUCUGAUAAUUUAGGUAAAUAAAAAAUGCAAGCAGUA